AUGAACAAUUUGUUCUUUAAAAGCGCUCUCUCUCUUAUAACAAUCUUUCUUGGGCAUUUCUCUGUUAGAGUAAUGCCAAUUCUAAGAACUGGUAAGUGUAUCAUGCUCUUCCUUUUAGUGAUUCUGGGCUUGAUCCUGAUUUGGAGAUCUUUUGGUUUUCAUUCAAAAGGAAAAUAUCGGUUUAUUAAUCCGAUUCUGAUUUUCUUUUUUUUCUAUUUAUUUCUCUUUUUUCUAAAGAACUCUUUGCUAUCCCAUUUAGGGAUUUUGGGUUCUCACCUUCUCUCUGGGAUUUGCGUUUUGAGUGUCGGGGGAUCACUUCCUCUUCCGGGCCCUUCCAACCCCUCCUCCUCGGAAGAUUCAUCCGACCUCCAGGUCCUGUCGGAGCCUUGGCCCGUGACUCACAAUGUAGGCUAUGAAUCUUCGCUCCGAAAUCGGAUUUUUAGACUGGAAAAUUCAAAUAGCCCUUUUCUGCUCUCUAAAGAGAGGGGGGAGUAUUGGGCAGAAGUAAAGAAGGAACUCUACAAUUGUCCCUCUCAACGGGAAUAUAACCGAUUGCUCGAGUUCGAGAAUAGGGAUCUCCAGAUCCGGGAGCUGCGACACUCUUGCUAUUGUCAAUUUCAACGACUUUUUACUGAUCAUCCUGCCUUGGCAGAAAAUGCCGAUUCCAACCCCCAAGAAGCCUUACUGUACUUUUUUAAUGAGAAAGGCCAUGAACUUGACCAAGAGGGCGGAACCCCGUUAGUAAAAGACCGGAGAGAACUCCGCUUUUUGGAUCAACUUUUACAUGAUCUCCGAAAAAAUGGAAUAAACUCCGUCUAUUUCAAUAUUCCAUUUGGGUAA
Capsicum annuum is the source of this 840-nucleotide messenger RNA. Lineage: Eukaryota; Viridiplantae; Streptophyta; Magnoliopsida; Solanales; Solanaceae. The record is from the annotation of a RefSeq genome assembly.